AUGCAGAGCAUUGUACGAGCCGGCCGUGUGGCUGCUGCGCGAUCCUCACACCGCGCCCUCGCAUCGCAGACUCCUCGAGCCCUCUCCCGCGCCCUCGUUGCUACCACGACGCCGAGCAGCCGCCUGUACACAACGUCCAAGGAUGGCAGGAACUCGUCCAUCUACGCCGCCUUCCUCAACCUGCUGGCCAGCUCCAGCUCCCGCCGCGAAGUCGACCAGUACCUGGGCCAAUUCCGCUCCGUCUCGCCGCACCAGUUCGCCGUCGUCAAGGUCGGAGGCGCCAUUCUCACUGACCAUCUCGAGGAACUAUGCUUUGCCCUCCAGCAGCUCCACGCCAUCGGCCUGUACCCCAUCAUCGUCCACGGCGCCGGCCCCCAGAUGAACCAGCUGCUCCUCGACUCGGGCGUCGAGCCCGACUUCAUCGACGGCAUUCGCGUCACGGACAAGAAGACGCUGGGCAUUGCACGCAAGCUGUUCCUCGAGGCAAACAUGGACCUGGUCAUGACGCUCAAGAGGGACUGGGGCGUGCCCGCCCGCCCCAUUACCGCUGGCGCCCUGCAGGCCGACUACCUGGACAAGGACAAGUGGAAGUACGUCGGCAACAUCACAAACGUCAACAAGAGGCAGAUCAUGGAUGCCCUCGAGAACAAGGAACUGCCCAUCCUGUGCUCCAUGGGCGAGACCCUGGACGGCCAGAUUCUCAACAUCAACGCCGACGUAGCUGCCGCUGCUCUGGCCCGCGAGUUCCAGCCUCUCAAGGUCAUCUACCUUUCGGAGAAGGGAGGACUGUUCAAUGCCGAGUCUAAGCUCAUUCCCCACAUCAACUUGGAGGGCGAGUACGACACCUACAUGAAGCAGUCCUGGGUGAGGUACGGCACAAAGCUCAAGAUUGUAGAGGCCAAGAAGCUCCUCGACGGCCUCCCGCGCACCUCGAGUGUGGCCAUCACACACCCCUCGAACCUUGGAAAGGAACUCUUCACCCACACCGGAAGUGGUACCCUCAUCCGGAACGGUGGCAGCGUCAAGGAGACCAGCACAUUUGAAGAUUUGGACGUAUCUGCCUUGUCACAGGCAAUCAUGAAGAGCCGUGCUGUUGAGGCCAGCGACGCCGUCAACAAGUACAUCCAAAACCUGAAGAACCGACCAUUCGAGGUAUUCCACGACGAUUCCAUGGGCGUCGUUGCCGUCGUAUACCCGCCCACUGCAGAGGGUGAGUUUGCACAGCUCUCGCAUUUCAGCAUGACCAAGGAUGCUUUCUUGAACAACCUGAACGAUCUCGUCUUCCAGCGCAUGAAGCAAAAGUACCCCAAGAUGUACUGGAUCGUAGACGACCAACCACAAAACUACGUCAAGUGGCAUCUGGAGAAGACCGAUGGUUUCCUCCGUCGCGAGAAGGAAGUCUUUUGCUGGUGGGGCGCGGCUGAGUCUUCGGAGAUCUUCGGGCUGCUUGAGAACUACCAGAAGCAGGGUCGCAGCAUGUUGAAGGACAGCCUGGAUGCUCAGUUCAGACGAGCGGCCGACUUUGUGGCCAGCCUAAAGCAGGGUCAGCAAACACGUGGCUACGCGACCAUGGCCCGUCAACCUGCUAGGCCUCAACUUGGACAGAACAGGACUAUCCCUGCGUCGACACGAGGCUUCGCUACCACAGCAUCACGCUCAAUGGACACAACUAACCCCAACCCGCCAUACGGUAUCAAGCACAAGCACAGGGACUACCCCGCCAAGGUUGCGUUGAUUGGUGCACGAGGAUACACAGGGCAGGCUCUUAUUGAGCUGCUUAACAAGCACCCCAACAUGGACCUGCGCCAUGUAUCAUCACGUGAACUCAAUGGCAAGAAGCUCGAAGGUUACACCAAGCGACAAAUCACCUACGAGAACCUGUCAGCCGAGGAUGUCGAGAAGAUGGCCGAGAACAACGAAGUCGACUGCUGGGUCAUGGCCCUUCCCAAUGGCGUAUGCAAGCCCUUUGUUGACGCCAUCAACAAAAGUGGCAAAGACACUGUCAUCGUGGAUCUGAGCGCUGACUACCGCUUCGACGAGACAUGGACCUACGGCCUACCGGAGCUGAUUGAUCGCUCCAAGAUUUCUGACGCUACACGCAUCGCAAACCCGGGUUGCUACGCUACUGCUGCUCAACUCGGCAUUGCGCCUCUGCUUGAGUUCAUCGGUGGUCAGCCCACUGUCUUUGGUGUCUCGGGUUACUCUGGCGCAGGCACAAAGCCUAGCCCAAAGAACGAUGUGAAGAACCUCGAGAACAACCUCAUUCCGUACAGUUUGACGGAUCAUAUCCACGAGAAGGAAAUUUCAAAGCAGCUAGGUACUGAGGUUGCGUUUAUUCCUCAUGUUGCUGUUUGGUUCCAGGGUAUUCACCACACCAUCUCCAUCCCCCUCAACCGUACAAUGACGUCCCGCGAUAUCCGCAACAUCUACCAAGACCGCUACGCCGGUGAGAAGCUUGUCAAGAUCGUGGGCGAGUCCCCACUUGUUAAGAACAUCUCUGGCAAGCACGGCGUUGAGAUUGGUGGUUUCGCCGUCCACAGCUCCGGCAAGCGCGUCGUUGUCAAUGCUACUAUUGAUAAUCUGCUCAAGGGCGCUGCUACACAGUGCCUGCAGAACAUGAACUUGGCACUGGGUUACGGUGAAUACGACGGCAUUCCAUACUAG
Alternaria arborescens is the source of this 2664-nucleotide messenger RNA. RefSeq lists its product as hypothetical. The transcript is spliced from 2 exons. The record is from RefSeq and is a predicted model, not a curated record. Gene Ontology annotation, cellular component: mitochondrial matrix; cytoplasm; mitochondrion. Gene Ontology annotation, biological process: L-arginine biosynthetic process. Gene Ontology annotation, molecular function: NAD binding; L-glutamate N-acetyltransferase activity, acting on acetyl-CoA as donor; acetylglutamate kinase activity. Lineage: Eukaryota; Fungi; Ascomycota; Dothideomycetes; Pleosporales; Pleosporaceae. The coding region runs from base 1 to 2664 and encodes 887 amino acids.